Bactrocera oleae (olive fruit fly) is the source of this 7427-nucleotide messenger RNA. RefSeq names its product probable helicase senataxin (gene Setx). Gene Ontology annotation, molecular function: protein binding; RNA helicase activity. The record is from RefSeq and is a predicted model, not a curated record. Lineage: Eukaryota; Metazoa; Arthropoda; Insecta; Diptera; Tephritidae. Gene Ontology annotation, cellular component: cytoplasm. Gene Ontology annotation, biological process: nuclear-transcribed mRNA catabolic process, nonsense-mediated decay.
CGAAAACAACGACUAUCGACAAUACGUAACGGCAACGGCAGUAAGGAGAUAGGAUACUAUGACGGAUCGAAGUAGUCGUGUGCUAUCCUCCUGGUUUUUGGAGCGUAAGGUGAUAGGCGAUCGUAUAAGACUUUAUAUUGGUGUCACCGCAGUUGGACGAACACCGGGAUCAGCUCUAUGUAUUUUAGAUUCUCAUUAUGUUUCACGGAAACACGCGGAAAUUACUGUGGAUAAUGAUGAGAAAAUCGUACUAAAGGAUUUGGGUUCGAUAAAUGGAACCUUUGUGAAUGGCAGUAAAGUGCAGAAUAGCGAGAUCGAGCUAAAAGCAAACGACUGUAUUGGAAUAGGUGUAACGGAUGAUACCGAACCGAGCCUAAAACAUCCAAUAUACAAACUUAUAUAUGCACCAAUGCCUAUAGUAACAACUAUUUUCAAAGCACCGAUAGGAAUUGAAGCAACUCAAGUCAUAGUUGUAGAUGGAGAUUCAACAACAGAAAAUUCAAAUAUCGCACAAGAAGUUAAAAAAGAUGAACCUAAGUGCUCCGCCAUAUCAACUUCCGUAGCGGAAACAUCGUCUUCCUCAUUGUUACCUGGCGUUCCUACGGCAACCAGCACAAAAUUAGACAUAACUUCUAAUAAAACCGACGUUUCAUUAACAAACGUUAGAAAAUCCAAUGAACAUUUGAAAGCUUCGACGUCGUUGUCAAAAGUACCGAUGCUAUAUUACGGUGAUGUAAUUGUUUUAAGUGACGACGAGGAGGACAAUGUUGUCCUUAAAAAGGAAGAUAACAAACCGACUGAAGAGAGUAGCAGUAGCAAAGAAAAAAUUAAAGAAACCCGAGACGAAAAUUUGUUUAAUAAACCUGAGCCGGUGCUUUCGAACACCAGCUCUUCAAGUAAAUCGACGGCUUCAGUUGCUGGUACAAUGACCGAUAAUGCCUCUUCCCUUCAACCAACGAACGAAAAAGCUGUCAUACAUGAGCCAAUAUCAGCUGAUGUCAAGCGGGAGUUUGUAAAUUCUUGCUACGAAAAUGUGGUGGAUAUAUUUGGUGGCACUGAUGAGGUUAUACUACAGAGUGUAAAAGCCAUUAACCCAUUGGUAUACAAGAAGCUUAAUGAUGAUAAAGCAAUAGAUAAACCACUUUGCAAUGGCGACACUAUCGAUUUACUAAGUGACAAUGAAGAGGACGAAGGCAGUAAUGCUCAAAACGUGGAGUGCUUCGGUGAACUAGUGCCGGCCGAUGCAAAAGAAGCACAUACAAUUAAAAAAACAAUAAAUAACAAUGAGAAUAACAUUGAAGAAGUAAAGCAGGUUGAUGAUAGCACCUGUAAAACAGGUCGAAAGAGUCCAAGUUUGUUCGACAGUUCGCUAAACAGCUCCAAAAGUUCAGUGGACGAACAGAGGAGUGUAAAUGUCGAUAAACAAAGCGUGGAAAAUGCGACGGAAGAUUCCGUAAAUACUGCAGAAGAAUUGGCCGCUUUUGUGGAUAUGGAUGAUGAUAUGUUGUUCUCUCAAAUUUUAAUAAACGAUAUCAAAUCUGAAAUGAUGUGUGACCAUAAUGAAGAAGAAUUGGCGGUUGAAGACGAACCAGCCUAUGACGCCUGCAAAGAUAAUAGCCCAGAUGAUUUUGCAAAUAUACAGAUAAAGAAAGAGCCCAUUGAGUAUGAUACGCCCGAUUGCAAAGUGAUUUCAACUAAAGGUAAAGCGAAAUGCAACGAAAUAGAAAAUGACGUAUGGAUUACGAUAGACGACGAUGAUGAGUAUUACGAUGAAGAGUUCGAGCACAAAGUUUCCGAUUGGAGUACGAAGUUGCUGUCACAAAAAAUGAAUAUGUCACAGGUAUUUGAUUUUCAACAUGAUAGGGCAGACGACUCCGAUGACAAUGUUAAAAAGGAAGAAGAACAUGGACUAACAUAUGAAAGCGAUGACCUUGAUUUUUUCAAUGAAGAACUUGUAGAUGAUGUAGUUGCGACGUUGGCUAAAAAAAAUGGUGAAAUUAAAAACAAAGAUCAAUCGCCAAAGCUGGCACGGCGAAUGUCACACUCGGGUGUUGGCAAUUAUGAUGCGGAAAGCAGCAAUGAAUUGUUAAAACAACCAAAGAAACACGUUGUAAAAAAAGAUCUGAAAAAAACACAGUUGGAAAGAAACUCAAGUAGUGAAUCAACUGAAGCGCCAACAGAUGCCAAAGCGACUACUAGUAGUACAAGAGUUUCGAGCAGUGACGGCAAAGAGAAGGAAAGAAACGAUAAAAGAGGCUUGAGUAAAUCAAUUAAACGUUUGCACCACCCACCCUCUGUAAUCGAUGCACCUUGUUUGCCCAUACACAAGGGUAAGCACAGAGGCGUUUCCGCAGAAACACGCCCAACAUUGCCAAAGGAAAUGCACAAAAAAAUGCGCGAGAUCAAAGGACAAUUCCGAGAUGAGCGAUAUAGAGAUGAAUUAAAGAGAAAGUGGCUUGAGAAGCCAAGCGAUGAGCGGCGCAGAGAAAACGAAAAGAAACGUAAGAUAAAAGAAUCGCGCAAGGAAAGAUUAAAAGAACUUGCCGAUAAGCAAUUAGCAGAUACGUCUAAGGAAGCCUUGCUGAAACGCAAACAUUCUACCACUGACCACGAAGGUGUGGAGAAGAAGAAGGCUAAGGUGAAAAUCACCGCAACCAAUCGUGGUGCGCUGCUUGCAGAGGACAUUAGUGCGCCUAAGAAAUUUUCCAACACUUAUAAAAUACCAAAAACAAAGCGACCCAACAGCGAUACAACAACAAAUGCCAUAGAGUCCACAACAGGUGCCACUGCAACAAUUGCAACAAUUCCCAAACCAAAUCACCCAACAAUUGUGGACGCAUUUGCGCAGGAAAUGAAAAAAGUCGAUCAAAUCAUUCGUCGACGUUUAUCGAGUAGCGGUAGUGCUAAGUCCGUGUCACGUUCAGCUUCGCUUGAUGAGAAUAGAAAUGCGACCACAACAGCCGAAGCGAAAGCGCUUAAUGCACCCGUGCGUAAAUGUAAUAAAAUUACAUUUGCCUCCAUGCAAAAAAAUUAUACCGAAUCUCGCAUAAAUCAACAACUAUUGCAAAAAAUCACAAAUCAUCGCUCGUGCCUCAUAGAUGUGGUGCAUCGUAAUGCCAAUGAGGAGCGUCAAAAGAAGCAUGUACGCUUCAAUGAAACGCCAAUUAUCCACUAUAUUGAACGUGUAAAUGGCGCGAAUAAGCGUGUGGAUCGCAAAGAUAUACUGCCAAGUCCAACUUGUGCGGAUCGUGCGCAAAUGGUGCGCCAAGCGUUCGCUAUGAUCGAUAAAACCGCACAAAUAAUCUCACAAAUAUUGGGUUGGAGCAAUGAGUGGCUGAUCAAUCGUAAUGCUCAAGUGGAUGCUGCCAGUGAUAUUAUGUUGCCUAUGCCAAAUCAAUUUAACUCAUUCAAUCAUUAUAAAAGCAUAAUUAUACCGUUAAUGAAAUUAGAAUUUAUCAGUAUGCUGGAACGUGAUAAUACUCGUUGCAAAGCCAAGCCGUUUAAUCUCGCCGCGGAUCAAGUCACUCCAUAUUUGGAUCGUUAUAUCAUAUUGGGUCGUUGUACUGGCGUAAAUAGUGCGAACACAAAAUGCGAACUUGUCGUUUUGGAAUGGGGCAAGUUUAAGACGUUCGCGUACAUGUCGUCCAAGCGUGUGGGUUUCAACAAUGUGACCCUCGUAUAUGAAGUGCUGGCAAAAGACUUAGCAGAUUUAGAGGACUUACGUGCCAAUCUUAAAAAUCCAAUUACAGUGCGGCCGAUGGUCGAUAUUGUGCGUGUCGAAUUUGGUGCCUUUAAUGCCGUCUAUCAAUUGGAGCAAUCGCCUUUGCUAAAGGAAAUUCUGGAUCCCAUAGAAUUGUGCAAAAUAAAACCAUAUCCGAAAUGCAAUAUACAAUACAGCGGUUGUGACGAACUAAACAAUCGCCAAAAGGAUGUUUUACUACGCACAUAUCGGCAUGCCACCGAAUCGACACCGAAUAUAACCUUAAUACAAGGGCCACCUGGCACCGGUAAAUCCUGUGUCAUUGCGAAUUUGGUGCAUCAAUUGCUUUACGGCAAUGAGGUGCGCAUACUCGAUCAAAAAGUAUUGGUUUGUGCGCAGAGCAAUGCAGCUGUUGAUGUUAUCGCUGAGAAGCUCUUCGAUAUGAGUCAAACGAAGUCACCGGAUAAAAUGUUCCGAUUAAUACGUUUCGGUUUGUUGGAGCGUAUUAGUACCAAAGUACGACAUGCUACUCUACCAAAAAUUAUUGAGCGCAAUCAAAUCAGAAAACUGAAAGCAAUCUGCAAAAAUCUGCAAAUUGAUCAUAAAGUCGAUAUGAAAGAAUAUUUGCGCAAUGAAAUUUUAAAAAUCGAAGCCGAUAUAGAACACAUGAAGCUGAGUAACGUGAAAAACACUGUGCAGGAGGAGGUCCUACUGGAGAAGCAGCGACAAAUUCAAUUAAUGCGCAAUAUUGUGAAUGGCGUUUUGCGGCCCGAAGAUGAGAAUAGCUUGUACAAUUGGCAUUUGAAGCAUGCGAAUGUUGUGUGCACGACGCUGUCCAGCUGUGUGAAAUUAUCAAAAUACGUAAAUUAUUUUGAUGUCUGCAUCAUUGACGAGGCGACACAAUGUACGGAACCAUGGACUUUAAUGCCACUCAAAUUUGGUAUCAAUACAUUGGUGCUUGUCGGCGAUACACAGCAACUGCCAGCUACGGUGCUCUCAAAGAAAGCAUCCGAUUUCGGUUUGGGCACGUCCCUAUUUACACGUAUCCAGCGUUGUAUAGAAUCGGUUACACUCAAAACCGUCGUCAAGGCCGAUAAAGCGAGCAAUGUUAGCAGCUUAGAGUGCACGGAUAUUAUUUUUAGCUUACAAACACAGUAUCGUAUGCAUCCGGAGAUCUGCAAAUGGCCCAAUUCGUAUUUCUAUAAAAAUGAGUUGAUCGAUGAUGCCAAAACUCAUCAAUUCAAAACACCUUUAAAACCAUUUUCAGUACUUAAUCUGACCUAUACACAAAACGAUAAUUGCCAUCGUGGUCAAAUCGCUAACGAACUGGAAGCACAGUUUGUGGCACGUUUGGUGAAAACGCUGGACGGUUAUAUACCCAUGAAGUACAAUACAUAUGGUGUAAUAACGCCGUAUGCACAACAGCGAGUUGCCUUAGAAAAAGCGUUGCGCAUGGCUGGUUAUUCGAAUGUGAUGGUGAACACCAUUGACUCAUACCAGGGUAUGGAGCGCGAUGUUAUUAUUAUAUCGAAUGCGCGCACUACUGGUAUAGGCUUUUUGGCUAACUAUCAGCGUUUGAAUGUGGCUUUGACGCGUCCAAAGAAGUGCCUUAUAUUGUGCGGAAACUUUAAAAAUUUGGAGACAGUGCCGGCUUGGCGUAGCCUUCUAACCUCAGCGCGUGAACGUAAGCUCUAUCAUGAGCUUAGUGCCAACUGCAUGGAUGAUAUGCAUAGAACUGUAAUUCCUAAAAUCAAAAUUUCUAAAGUAAACAACGCUAUAACAGAAGCCACAGCAAUAACAAUAACCAAAGAAGUAACCACAGUCGCUACAAUAACAAAACAAAAUGAACAAUAAGUACAAUAUAAAGAUAAAAGUUAAUGAAACAGAAACUGAGCUGUAAAAUGUAGUCACUAUUCAUUAAACUGCACGGCACACGGCUGGGUAUUGGACCAAACCAAAUUUUGUCGAGAGAUUAAGUCGUAAGUAAAAAAGUAAUUUCUCCGUUUUUCGAAGUCAACUACAAAAUCGAAAUAUUUGACUUCGAAUUUCGAAAUUUGGCAUAUUGAAUAGAAAAUUGUUAAUUAUAGUAUGUCAGUUACUGAAAAAGUUAGAAUAUGGGCAUCAUCCACGUUUUCCUCUUAUUUCAAUAGUAAACAACAAGUCAAGUUUUUAUAACAUAUGCUACAAGGUUAAAAAUUCGGUCCAGUGUUUUUGAAAUAUACAAUUUUUUUUCAAUGAUUUGACGUUGUUGACCUUUGCUCAAUUUCAAAAUUCGAAGUGAAAUAUUUUGAUUAUGACCUUUGCUAUUUUUAUAUUUCGAAAUUCGAGGCCAAAUAUUUUGAUUAUAAUCUUUGCUCAAUUUCGAAUUUCGGUGUAAAAUAUUUCGACAAUGACCUCAAUUUCUAAAUUCGAAGUCAAGUAUUUCGACUUUGACCGUUGCUCAACUUUAGCAUUCGAAGUCAAAUAUUUCCACAUUUAUCUUUGAUGAAUUUCGAAACUCGAAGUUUUGACUUUAACACAAUCUCUCGAAAAGAAUCGGUUUAGUGCAAUACCCAGAAAAAGUUGAUUUUGCCGUAGUGUUAUUAAUUUUCAACUUGAAAGAAUUUCUACAUUAAGAGAAAAAGGCAGAUUGUAUUGUAUAUUAUAAAUUUUGCACAUUGUUAUAAAAAAAUCCACAGUUAUAUAAUAUGUAUAAUAUAAAAUCCAUAUCGUAAAAUAACUGAUCAUAUAAAUAUGUAUAACACUAUUGUAGAAUAGCUGUGUAACUGAUAUUUGCAUUUAAGUAUUCACCACAGCUACAGCUCUGUCCUUAUCCGCGAUAGUAUUUUAUAUUUACUAUACUUUUUUCUGAAAAUUGCAUAAUACCGGCCUCAGAGUGCUCGUAACUCAUACAAAUGAUUACGUUUCAUGUGAACAUUACUUAUAACGGGUUAAUUACUUAGCUUUGUAUAACAAAUGCGAGAUUGCGCAACUAUUAUAAGAUAUGUUAGAUUAGAGUUAAUAUGAAAGCGAGAAAUUUGUUGAACGCAAAAAAAAAAAACACAAAUAUUAUAUAUAUAUAUAAUAAACUUCAGCUGGCUUGUUUAAAAAAAAGUUGGUUUAAAAAAUAAAAUAUAUAUAUGUGAAUCCAGAUUUCUGUAUAGAUGCACGUUACACAUACGUCUAAGUAUAUUAUUUAGUUUGUAUGUGUGUAAAGAAAUGUGUAAUAUAUAUUUUUUAAGCGUCCUGCAAGAAUACUACAAAUAAAUAAGACUUUUAUUUACUUGAUUUUUUGUUUUUCAUAAGAUAUACAUUUAUUUCACAAUACUCAGGUAUUCAUUUUUUUACACAAAAUAUCUAUUAAUUUUAAAUGAAUGCUGCUCCCAUAAAUUGAAAUAUUUUUAUAAUUCGACGAACUCAUUUAAUAUUUUCUCUCAUUAAAAUAAAUAUGCAAUAAUUAAGAGUCGGUUUUUUUUUAUUAAUAAUUAAUGAAAAAUUAUGUAAAUAUAUACCAUAUCUUUUUUAACUUUCUGACUGCAAGAUUAAGGUUUCGAUAAUAAAAUGUUGAAAUAUUUGUAUUCAAAAAGGUCUUCAUUUAAUUUCGUUUCAAAAAAAUUUGGCUUUUGUGGGCUCGACUACCAUGGUAAUGCAAUUUAUGUGUAUUGCAGAGUUGCGAAUUUUUUAAUUAAAAAAUUUGGAUUUAAAGUAAGAUUUUAAAUUUUUGUUUCCAAUUGGGAGCUUAAAAAUU